AUGGAUCACCUCCGUGACUCCCUACUAAGCUCUCUGCCCAGAGACAGCCCUUCUACCGCAGCAAACGACCACGCUCGCAGAGACCAAGAAGACACCCGACAGGCCGUCGCACGUGGUGAAUACCAAGAAGUUCGAGACAUAGCCUUCAGCAACCGGACCUGGGUAGUGACCAGCCGAUACUGCGACAUCGGAGAUGGCGUUGACUCUCUCGAGAAUCACAUCCAUUCCCUAUGGUACAUGUAUUACGAGCUUGGGCGAACUAUCCCCUCCGACUCACGUGAGCACGAAGGGCUAGUCCUCGACAUCCUCCGCAUCCAGGGAAUGGGUCCAUUGACAAGACCCUCACGGGGUGUCAAAGGGAUCGAUAUCGCACGAACUGUCGAUGGUACAUUGUGGAACGACCUCCCCUUCCUUGUUGGCGAUAUGACCGAUUUCUGGAUCAAUCACAGUGCAUCUAUGUCGGGAACACACCGGCUUAACUUGGCUACAUUCCUGGCUAAACUUGCCUCUACGCGUGUCACUAAGGAUAGGCUGUGCCAAGUUGCUCUUUUGAUCUUUCGCUCUCUGUUUGAGAGUCCCUUGCAACUUCGCUCGGGUGACGUGUCAGACGAGGAAGAUGUCAAUCGAGGUACGAAGCAGCUGGAGGUGUUCCAUCUAUUACCAUCUGCUGUUGCUUGGCUGAAAAUAGCAAACCACAACCUGCUUCUCCUCUCUGAGGUAUAUUGGAACGACUGUCCAAGCCACAUCAGCAAGGGUGGUGAAACGUUCGUUGAAUCUGAUCUCGGACAGCGGUCACCUACAGGGUUCUCGCCAUGGAGAUACAUGUUCUGGCUGAGGCGACUGCAUGAGAUUCAGGAUGAGGCUAAGCAGGCGGAUGAGAAAUCUUUGGAGGAGCUCGCUGCUGAUGGUAUCCAGUACAUGGUCAAUACAAUCAAGGAUAGGAAUUCUGAGGUUCUCAGAGCAUAUAAGAACGGGGGAGAUGCCUUGCAUCAGGAUAAGUACCUUUCUUGUCUGAAGACCCUUGCUCGCGUUGGAGAGUAAGGGCUGUGGAGAUUUGCAAGGUGUAUAUGGAGAGAAUGUCCCUUCGGUCUUUUGG
This is a messenger RNA of Aspergillus vadensis CBS 113365, 1096 nucleotides long. RefSeq names its product DUF3632 domain-containing protein. The transcript has a single exon. The record is from RefSeq and is a predicted model, not a curated record. The coding region runs from base 1 to 1041 and encodes 346 amino acids. NCBI's taxonomy places the organism in Eukaryota, Fungi, Ascomycota, Eurotiomycetes, Eurotiales, Aspergillaceae.